AAAGCAUUUAGAAUUUGAACGCAUACACUGACUAAACUUUGACCCUCCCGAUUCGGGCCAUUUUCCAAACCCUAGCCACGCUCGCUUUCACCGCCAUCAUCCUCCACCUUCCGGAACUUCAAUCUCUCUCUCUCACUCACACCGUUCGCAUCAACCCUAAUUUCUCCUUCAGUGGAUCCUCCUAAGGCCAGAUCGAGGUAAACCCUACUCGAUUCGGUGUCAGAUUCAGCGUAUUUGGCUCUUUUUAUCAAUUUUGGGAGUGCAAAUCCAGUGUUUGUAGUGUUUUGCGCAAUUUAUAAAUUUAGACACUUGAAUUUUGUUGUGUAUGGCUCCUUCUUGGUUGAAUGGUUAAGAUCAAUAGGUAAAGUUAAGAUCGUUUCAUCUGGGUGUGGAAGAUUUUCUUUUGAUUGUUUAUUUAUUCGCACGUUUUGUUUGACUGGUUGAUAAGGUUUGGAUAGUGAUGUCUGUGAACAAUAGUAACACUUCUAAGGGCAUUGGGGUCUCUUCUUCCUUUGGAAAUGCUGGAGUACCCUCCACUUCUAUACCUGGAAACCCUGGGUUUUCACAGUCUCAAGCUCAAGCCCAGCUUGCUGCUAGUUUCCAAGGGCAGUUUCCACUGUCCCAAGCCCAUGCUAUUGUCCAAGCACAGUCUAAGGCUCAGGCCCAGGCGCAGGCUCAGGCCCAAGCAGCCGCUGCAGCCCAUGCUCAGCUCCAGGCUCAUUUGCAAGCUCAAGGAUUGGGACAGGUUGGUGGUUUAGGGAAUUUGGGAGUUUCAUCGGGGUCAGUCACGGCACCUGGGAAUGCAAGUGGAAAGAGGCCCCCUUUUAAACCCCCUAUGCGCCCUGGUGGAUUUUCUCCUCCGAACAACUUCUCGCCAUUGAGGCCGAUGGAACUCACGCCUGCUGCGCGGAGGAAGAAGCAGAAGCUCCCUGAGAAACAGCUGCAGGAAAAAGUGGCUGCUAUCCUUCCUGAGUCAGCUCUGUACACCCAGCUUCUUGAGUUUGAGUCUCGUGUGGAUGCUGCACUUUCUAGAAAAAAGGUUGACAUCCAGGAAGCGCUAAAGAAUCCGCCUUGUAUUCAGAAAACUCUGCGCAUAUAUGUAUUUAACACUUUCGCGAAUCAAAUCCGCACUAUUCCUAAGAAGCCAAAUGCUGAGCCUCCGACGUGGACGCUGAAGAUAGUUGGGAGAAUAUUGGAAGAUGGUGUGGACCCUGAUCAGCCAGGAAUAGUUCAGAAGUCAUCUCCACUGUAUCCAAAGUUCUCAGCUUUCUUCAAAAGAGUAACCAUUUCUUUGGAUCAGAGACUUUAUCCUGAUAAUCACGUUAUUAUGUGGGAGAAUUCCCGAUCUCCUGCUCCUCAUGAAGGUUUUGAAGUGAAGAGGAAAGGGGAUAAAGAAUUUUCAGUGAGUAUACGGCUGGAAAUGAAUUAUUCACCUGAGAAGUUUAAGCUUUCACCGGUAUUAACAGAAGUUCUUGGCAUUGAGGUUGAUACUCGCCCAAGAAUUAUUGCUGCAAUCUGGCACUAUGUGAAGGCCCGGAAAUUGCAAAACCCAAAUGACCCUUCUUUUUUUCACUGUGACGAGCCUCUUCAGAAAGUAUUUGGGGAAGAAAAGAUGAAAUUUACAAUGGUUUCACAGAAAAUAUCACAUCAUUUGUUCGCUCCUCAGCCUAUACUUUUGGAACAUAAAAUCAAACUCUCUGGAAACAGUCCAGCUGGGACUGCUUGUUAUGAUGUGACAGUUGAUGUUCCUUUUCCUAUUCAGAGGGAGUUGUCUGCUUUAUUGGCUAAUGUGGAGAAAAACAAAGAGAUUGAAACAUGUGAUGAAGCGAUAUGUGGAAUCAUUAGAAAAAUCCAUGAGCACCGUAGGAGGCGGGCAUUCUUCCUUGGUUUCAGUCAAUCUCCAGUAGAAUUUAUUAAUGCCUUGAUUGAAUCUCAAAGCAGGGAUCUCAAGUUAGUAGCUGGAGAGCCUAGUCGCAAUGCUGAAAAAGAGCGUCGAUCAGAUUUUUUCAACCAACCAUGGGUUGAAGAUGCUGUUAUUCGAUAUUUAAAUCGCAAACCAGCUGCUGGAGGUGAUGCUCCCGGAAGCACAUGAGACCAAGAGUACUAUGGCUCCUUGAUUUAAUUAUUCAUCCCUUCUGGUGAUGCAUUUGAAGAUAUAGUGGGAAUUUCUGAAGUGGGCAUAGUAUAUCAGUCCUGCGAGCACAACUAGUUGCAGUACUGAUAAUAGCUUGUUAGGUGGAAAAUUGUACCUUAGUUUCAUGUUUCUCUUGUUGUAGUUUACAUUGGUGGAUUCUUUGGUUACUAUACAGUCCAUAUGUCCACGAAAUAUGCUUUGGCACUAUGAAAAUGUAUGAGGAAGGAUUUAUUGGUGUACAGUGUCUUCAGUUGUCUUGUGACCGAACAGAUGAAGAGAAAACAAUUGUUGCCUGCCAUAA
Lotus japonicus is the source of this 2435-nucleotide messenger RNA. RefSeq names its product SWI/SNF complex component SNF12 homolog. Bases 461 to 2092 code for a protein of 543 amino acids. The record is from RefSeq and is a predicted model, not a curated record. Gene Ontology annotation, cellular component: SWI/SNF complex; nucleus. NCBI's taxonomy places the organism in Eukaryota, Viridiplantae, Streptophyta, Magnoliopsida, Fabales, Fabaceae. The transcript has 2 exons. Gene Ontology annotation, biological process: regulation of transcription by RNA polymerase II.